CAUGCUUUGUCAUUGAGGAGCUCACCAGCAGUAGCAGCAGUCACAUUCUUUUACUCCUCCCGCACGUCCGACGCUUAGCCCGCUGCAUCCUGAUGCCAUCUCGUCUGCACGCUUUGGAUCUUACACGCGUUUACCUGCUGCGGACGGACUUUGAUUGUUGACGCAUCUACCAAUGUUUGGAUUCGUUCUGGCGUGGCAACGCGAGGCACGUCCCAAGUGUCAAAUCGGACCCGUCCUGCCCAUGCGUCUCCUCAGUGUUUUCCAAAUGCAUGACACCUACAUGAUUCGCCCCCCUGCUGCUUCCCUCCCGUAAACAAAUGGAAAGAUUCCAGUCCUCCAUGCGCAAGCGGCUCUACAGCCUGCCGCAAAACAUUGGGCAAAGACCUUUUGCGGUGGACGAAGGAGACAGCGGCGACAAGGACACGAAGAGGAAAAGUAUUCUGCUGAGACAUUUGUCCUCUUUGUCUCCCGCAAGCAGUUGCAGGAGCAUCGAGGGGGGCAGCAGGGAUGCCGCCGGGAAGACCAACUUGAACGGGGACUGUCGCCGUUUUAGGGGCAGCGUCUCUUCCAUCAGCGGGCGUCAUUCGAACGGGUCAGAUCCGGCGGAGCAGCGCUGCCUCAUCCCGGAGGCGGACGGGGGUGCGGGGGACAAUUCCUCCGGGGAGCGCGGCCCGGCAGCGGGGGGGCUGAGCGACGCGCCGCCCGGCCAGUCGUCGGUGUUCGACCAGACGAGUUUUAUCAAGUUGGAAGGGACAGAGCAAAUCAUCCCCGAAGAUGAGCGCCUCUACCAAGCAGGAUUCAUGCACCGACAGUUCGGGGCGAUGCUCCAACCGGGAGUCAACAAGUUCUCACUGCGGAUGUUGGGAAGUGAGAGGGCCGUGGAGCACGAGCGGGAACGCGUCAAAUCUGCUGGAUUCUGGAUUAUACACCCAUACAGUGAUUUUAGAUUCUACUGGGAUCUGACCAUGCUGCUUCUGAUGGUGGGAAACCUCAUCAUCAUCCCUGUGGGCAUCACCUUCUUCAAGGACGAGCACACGCCGCCCUGGAUCGUCUUCAACGUGGUCUCGGAUACCUUCUUCCUUAUGGACCUGGUCCUCAACUUUCGCACGGGUAUCGUCAAAGAGGACAACACAGAGAUCGUUCUUGACCCGCAAAAGAUCAAGAUCAAAUACCUGAAGAGCUGGUUUGUGGUGGAUUUCAUCUCUUCUAUACCCGUGGACUACAUCUUUCUCAUCGUAGAGACUCGCAUUGACUCUGAAUUUUACAAGACUGCGCGAGCCCUGCGGAUUGUACGCUUCACCAAAAUUCUCAGUCUGCUGCGCCUGCUGCGCCUCUCCAGACUCAUCCGCUACAUCCACCAGUGGGAGGAGGUUUUCCAUAUGACCUAUGACCUGGCCAGCGCCAUGGUGCGUAUCAUGAACCUGAUUGGUAUGAUGCUGCUGCUGUGUCACUGGGAUGGCUGUCUGCAGUUUCUGGUUCCCAUGCUGCAGGACUUCCCUCCUGAUUGUUGGGUCACUCGAAAUAAGAUGGUGAAUGACACAUGGGGUCAGCAAUAUUCUUACGCCCUCUUCAAAGCCAUGAGCCACAUGCUGUGCAUCGGUUACGGGCUGUAUCCGCCAAUCGGAAUGGCCGACGUGUGGCUUACCAUCCUCAGCAUGAUUGUGGGCGCAACCUGUUUUGCCAUGUUUGUAGGGCAUGCCACUGCCCUCAUUCAGUCGCUGGACUCCUCCAGGAGGCAGUACCAAGAAAAGUACAAACAGGUGGAGCAGUACAUGUCCUUCCACAAACUUCCCGCAGAUAUGCGGCAGAGAAUCCACGAUUACUACGAGCACCGCUACCAAGGGAAGAUGUUUGAUGAGGAGAGCAUUUUGGAGGAGCUGAAUGAACCACUGAGAGAGGAGAUCAUCAACUUCAACUGCCGUAAACUGGUAGCCUCCAUGCCUCUGUUUGCCAACGCCGAUCCCAACUUCGUCACCUCCAUGUUGACCAAACUACGCUUCGAGGUCUUCCAGCCGGGCGAUUACAUCAUCAGAGAGGGAACCAUCGGCAAGAAAAUGUACUUCAUCCAACACGGGGUCGUCAGCGUCCUGACCAAAAACAGCCAAGACACCAAGCUAUCGGACGGCUCUUAUUUCGGAGAGAUCUGCCUCUUAACCCGAGGCAGAAGGACCGCUAGUGUGCGAGCAGAAAAUUACUGCCGCCUCUAUUCUCUUUCGGUGGACAACUUCAACGAGGUUCUGGAGGAGUAUCCCAUGAUGAGGAGAGCAUUUGAGACAGUGGCCCUCGACCGGCUUGACCGUAUUGGGAAGAGGAACUCCGUUCUUCAGCAUAAAGUCCAACAUCACCAAAGUUCCGGCACGUUAAACCUUCAAGAGAACGAGAUUAUCCAAAGGAUAGUGCAGCAUGACCGCGAUAUGGCGCAGUGCACGCGGCUAAUCCAGAGCAGCAACGCGCAGAUCUUAAACAUUCCCCCUUCGCCCUCGUCACCCACCCCAGUCAUCUGGGCCCCUCUUGUUCAGGCUCCGCUCCAAGCCGCUGCCGCCACGACGCCGUUGGCGCUGGCUUUGGCUCACCACGCCCAACUGCCCCCCAUCCUCUUUCAUCAUCCUCUCAUCCCUGGCCCCCUAAAAGACCCCAUCAGCCAGCCAAGAAGAACCUAUCCUGGAGUGCUGUCAUCUAGCAUCUGCGGGUCAGUGCCCAGUUCUCCCGUGAUUUCCACUAAAUUCCGCGCCGAGGUUGAAACUCCCAUUCUGGCCUCUGUCAGAGCAUCACAUCUCUCCACGGGGCCCUCGCCCACUGUGACGUCCCAGCCCGUCUUCACCAGCAGUCUGCAGCCCCUGGUCCCUCCCACUCUGACCGCCCACCAUCACCCCCACUCGGACUUGGCCUCGGUAUUCCGCGUCAACCAGGCCGGCGUCUCCUACACUUGCGCCGCUCAGCUCCAUCCGCAACCUUUCCACGGAGCCAUGAGCACCCCGCCUCACUCGGUCGGUUUGCUCCAGCAGGGAGACACGGCGAGACUCGCCGGGAGGUUCCCAGCCCCCUCCUCUUGCGCUAUAAGUCCUCUGAUCUCCAGUUCUGUCAGCCCGAUUCUAAGCCAGCUCCAGCAGAGCUCUCACGCCAUCACGCAGCAGAUGGGGUCAUGUCAUGGCAGCACAGGCAGAAUCACCGGCGCUCUGAACUUGCCCCAUUUCCCCAUUAUCACCAGCACACAGUCUUCCGGUAGAACAUCCGGGGCCGCCGCGUCUUUGGCGCAGCACAGCCUGGCUGGCCUCCAUUCGGUUUUCCUGCCGCAGGUUCUUCCCGAGCAAUCCGCCCUCGCUUCCCUGACCCAGUACGGCUCGGCGGAAGCAUCGCCUUGCUAUACUCCUCCCCUCCACAGUCCCAGUUUACAGAGCCCUGUGAAGGGAAGGACAGUUUACCAAAGCGAGCCUCCCAAGCCCAAGAACUCUCACAGCCCCCUUACCGUUCAGACCUCGUGCACCAUCAGGGAGAGUAAUGACUCACCAGCCGAGCUCUUCACACAGGAAAUAAAGACCAUCUCAGGCUCUUACGGCUCUUUACAUCGCACACAAGACCGAUUUCAGGCUAUCGCAUCCGAGGAUGCAACAAGCUCCUCCCCCUCGCUUGUCGCAGCCAGUAAACCCCAGGUCACAAUUCCAGGUCACGCCACUACUGUUACCUGGACGUAUGCAGGACUCGAACCUCAGAACCAGUUUCUAGCUGUAAAUUCGAAUAUGUUAGAGAGCCAAAACAAACUUCCCUCAAGUUUGUGAGGCUGAAUACAUUCCAUCUCUUCAUCCCUUUUUCCGCCACAUUGCUCCUUUAAUCAUAGGAAGUUGGGAUUCAUAUCUAAUUGCAGAUUUCCAUCACAGAAUGUUUGGAUCACUGGUAAUGACGGACUAUUUCCAGAGCAUUCUUUUCUUUCAAAUAGAGUCAUAAAAGCUCAUUUGAUGGGCAUAUAGCACCUCAUGAAAAUAGGAAUUUAUCAAGCUAUGUCUACCAUAUACACAAAAUGUGAUGAUUUCAGCUGUUUCAUCCAGUUUUCCCUCUUUACCUUUUAUCGUCACUUAUUUACAGCUUUGUCAAGUUUCAUGAAAUCUGAAAAUAUUGUCUUUAAAAAAAAAAAAGUUUCCCCAUCUUCUCAGCUAUGAAGUUACACUUAAGAAAACUUGAGGGGCGCCUGUGCUCUUUGGUGGUUUUCAGACAUUGUGUUCAAGUUGUUCACGCUGGAUGUUGGACUUCUCCAAGGAUUUAUCAAAUUCACAAAUGAACUUUCUAGGUUGGUGAUCAGAGGAAUUCAUUUGUGGGUGACUUUUCAGGGUUUUAUGGGGAAAUUUACAACCAAGAUGAAGAAAAAGUACCUCUAAUAUGGAGGCCAUGGUUAGAAAAGAUGACUUCUGUCUUCGAAGUUGUUUCAGCAAUAUUGCACAGCCGAACGGGGCACCCAAAUCUGAUCAUAAUUGUAAAACUAGUGAAUGUAAUGUUUGUCUUCCCGGAUGGAUCACGUUAAGUGAACAAAAAGCUUAUCCCGAGUGAUCUCGGAAUUAUGGCUCUCACUUCUCUGUCCUAUUGCAAUCUUUUUCUGAGGACAGUUGUGAUACCAAAGCCAUUUUUUUUUGUAUAUCCAACUCUUGUCUUUUAAGGCCAUGAGCGAGUACUGUGAAUCAAAGCACUUCAGUCGGAUCGUGUUCAUUGUUCGGAUGCAGUAAGCAGAGCGACACGGCACACGCGAAUGUUUCUUGCACCAAUCAAAGGGCUAAAAGCAAUUACUUGUACAUGUGAUAAACAAGAAACGCCGAUGCGACACAUUUACCUCUUUUCAUCGUGUCUCAUCAAAUCAAAAAACACCGAGAGUAUCCUCAAUCCUGUUGUGUUAAUCAGUACAUGUUUCUUAGUCGCACCUCGCCGUGUCUCGGCAUCCUCGGAGUUGUUUGGUCGUCGCUUUGUGGAUCUCCACGAUGAGUUCUGCUGCGACUGGGUCAAGCAGCCUCUGCCGGUGGGCUCGAUCAAUCCCUCAUUACUAUUCUCCUCCGAGCCCACAACAGCAGAGGCAGCUUGACUAGAAGGUUGCCGUGGGUUGCAAGGUGUGCAUUUUCAUAGGAAGGACGCGCAUCUAUUUCUAUAUACGUAGUCAUUGUUAUAUUUGUUGCCUUUGCGAUUUGAGGAUUCCAUCUCCUACCUGCAUGUACCGCUAACAUACUGUAUGUUAGCUCUAUUUUAUUAUUUUAGGUUAUGGGAUUCAAUGCAAUAAAUGAUUAUCUGCUCAAUGA
This is a messenger RNA of Syngnathus acus (greater pipefish), 5273 nucleotides long. Its product is annotated as potassium/sodium hyperpolarization-activated cyclic nucleotide-gated channel 3-like. Bases 318 to 3776 code for a protein of 1152 amino acids. Gene Ontology annotation, cellular component: membrane. The record is from RefSeq and is a predicted model, not a curated record. Gene Ontology annotation, molecular function: voltage-gated potassium channel activity. The transcript has 8 exons. Gene Ontology annotation, biological process: transmembrane transport; potassium ion transport. NCBI's taxonomy places the organism in Eukaryota, Metazoa, Chordata, Actinopteri, Syngnathiformes, Syngnathidae.